Messenger RNA from Trichoderma asperellum CBS 433.97, 1150 nucleotides. RefSeq lists its product as uncharacterized. Lineage: Eukaryota; Fungi; Ascomycota; Sordariomycetes; Hypocreales; Hypocreaceae. The record is from RefSeq and is a predicted model, not a curated record. Gene Ontology annotation, molecular function: oxidoreductase activity.
AUAGGCUGGAGGCCAAGUUGGCAAACACAUUGCUGAGGAGCUUCUUAAAACUGGAAAACACACCGUUACUGCCCUGACUCGCGUUGGGAGCCAGAGCCAGCUUCCUCAGGGCGUCAAGGUCGUUCAAGUGGACUAUGAUGAUGAGCAGUCUCUAGUCGACGGCCUCAAAGGGCAUCAGUUUUUCUUCAUUUCUAUGGCUGUGACAGCUCCCAAAGACGCCCAAGAAAAGCUCAUUGCCGCGGCUGCCAAGGCUGGCGUGCCCUGGAUCAUGCCUAACUCUUACGGCGCCGACUUUGCUAACAAGAAGUUGAUGAAAGAGUCGAUGACUGACAGCACCGCCGCCGGAGUCGCUGCCGUAGAGAAGGCCGGCCUAUCCUGGAUCUUCAUGUCAUGCAGCUUCUGGUAUGAAUACUCGCUUUCCAUGGGCCAACCGUUCUAUGGCUUCGACAUCCCAAACAAAAAGGUCACUUUCUACGACGAGGGCAAGACGCGCAUCAACACAUCGACCUGGAGACAAUGCGGCAGGGCUGCAGCACAGCUUCUCAGCCUAAAGGAGCUGCCCGACGACGAGAACGACCAAUCACCGACCGUCUCCCAAUGGAGAAACAAGCCCCUCUAUGUUUCCAGCUUCCUUGUUUCCCAAAGAGACAUGCUGGACAGCAUCAACCGGAACCUCGGUACAAAGGACAGUGAUUGGGAGAUCGAUUACGAGGCAUCAGAUGCUCGCUACAAGAGAGCGUUGGAGAUGAUGCAGGCUGGAAACUUUAUUGGCUUUGGCAUGGCCAUGUAUUCUCGAGCAUUUUACCCCAACGGAGACUGCAACUUUGAAGAAAAGUAUGGUCUGGCCAAUGACGCUCUGGGGCUGCCCAAGGAGGACUUUGAUGAAGCUACCAAGUUGGCGAUUGAGAUGGCUGAGGCAGGAUUCGGCCCUCGCAGGAUUGCAGAAGUUAGUGGACGUCCACUGCCAGGCCACUGAACAGUUAUCCGAUCAGGAUUGCAGCUGCUUGGCUUGGGCAUCAGGGGAGCGGAUAAUGGCGAUGUUGACAGAGUUGCAACAACUGGAGGGGCUGAUUGGCUGAUUCGUGUAUGGAUACUGCAGGUAGCAAUGCAUUCAUCUGCCGUUUAUGCUUGAAGAAAGCAACUCUUUGGU